Chironomus riparius is the source of this 353-nucleotide messenger RNA. The record is from the annotation of a GenBank genome assembly. NCBI's taxonomy places the organism in Eukaryota, Metazoa, Arthropoda, Insecta, Diptera, Chironomidae.
UAGUGAAAAUGAAAAGUCUAAUUUUUGUGGUUCUUUUGUGUGUUUAUUUACAAGUCAGUUGUGUUGAAGCUGGUGGAGAUGUUAUUCCAUCAGAUAUAGCACCUCGUGAUAUGGACGGAAAUCCAGUUUCAUCACCAUACUUACCAAAUUGUGAAUUGAAUGCGUCUGGACAUCCAAUAAGAACAGUUUUUGGACUAUGUGAUUCGGGAAGAUGCUUGAAGACAAAGAUUAAGUUCAGAACUAAAGGCGAUAAAAUCUGUUGUUGUACAAAUUGGAACAAUCCAAUGCCAACAUCAUCUAGUUCCACGUUUGAUGUUGUUAGUCAACCUUAAAUUGUAGUUCUAAGUGCUGUU